AUGGCUCAGCCCCAAACUCAAAUGCCUUCUAGGGAGUUCUUGUGGGAUAUGUUUCAGAAGUAAGAUAACUAGAAUUUGAUGUAUAAAAACAAAUAAUUUUAUUUAAUUAAAGUAUUCACUUAAUAUAGAUUGGAUAAAGACAGAAGUGGUUCCAUUACAGCUAAUGAAUUGCAAACUGCACUGUCUAAUGGCACUUGGACACCUUUCAACCCAGAGACGGUUCGAUUAAUGAUGAGUAAGUCUAAUAUGAGUAUAUAAGUAAAAUAAUUUCAAAAUACAAAUAUUAAAAAAAGAUUUUUAACAUAGAAGUUUAAUCUUGAGGUUAUCAUAAUGCAAAUAAUUUUUUUCUUCCAAAGAGCACUUUAACACACCCCUUAUUUUUACUACCUUAUGGUUUCCCCAAAUAAAUUUAAACAUCUUCAGAAUCAAUGUUAAAAUAUACGACAUCAAAGAAAAAAUUUAAAAUUGUAAUGGGCGUGAUAAAGUGAACUUGUUCAUGAAACUACUUAGGAAGCAAACUGUAUAAAUUACAUUACAUUUGUGUUAAACUAUUACUAAUAUUGUUUAUCACAAUUCCAUGUAUGUGACAUGAUAUACUUAAAGUAUAAACUAAUUGAUGAGGUUAUCAUCAAAAUAUUGUCACACAUUUUAUAAUUGGUGUUUUAUUUAUAAAAUCAAUUUUAAAGGCCUAUUCAUUUGUUUUAUGUGAAUACAUUUUUAUUUUAUUUUUUGUUAAAAAGAUACUGGUUUUUGGUUAAUAAAUUAUAAUAUUUAAAUUGCCUAUGCUCAAUAAUAAAUUAAUUUAAAUAUAUUUGUAUAGGUAUGUUUGAUAAAUCAAAUACAGGUACUAUAUCAUUUGAUGAUUUUGGUGCAUUGUGGAAGUAUAUUACAGAUUGGCAAAAUUGUUUCCGUUCUUUUGAUAAAGAUAGUUCAGGAAAUAUUGAUAAAAAUGAACUUCGAGCUGCAUUGCAAACGUUUGGAUACAACUUAAAUGAAACAACUGUUACUACAAUGUUACAAAAGUUUGAUAGACUUGGCAAAGGGACUGUACUAUUUGAUGAUUUCAUACAAUGUUGCAUUAUGCUUAAUGUAAGUAAAAUUGUUGGAAGAGUUUAAUGGAUAUCAGUUUGAUUUAACAUUAUAAGGGACUGCCUAAUUUGCUGAACUGGGGCUUGAUCUAGGUCAAUAGUGUUAUAAAGGAAUUGAUAAACAUUUAAUACAUUUUUAAUAUUAGUAUGAUUUAAAUAAUAAUGCAGAAAAAAAUAAUCAAUGUUUAAUAUUGAAACUUAGACUACACAAAUAAUUUAAAAGUUCAUUGUUUGAAAAAUUAAUAUUAAAAUUAUUACUAACCUUUAUAUUAAUUUCAAAGUCAUCAAUGAAUAAUAAAAAAUGACAGUGGUGAAUACUAUUUUUAAUACCAUUGAUGAAGAGAAAAAAAUAGUAAUGGAGAAAGAUGACCCCCAUGUAGCACAUUUGAAGGGACAUUGACUAUUGUAGAGUACUAGAGUGAACUCCGUGAAUAAUAUUGUAUUAAAAUCAACGAGGAAGUCAUAGACAAGUUUAGUUUAGAUUUUUGUUUUUUUUUUUAAUUAAGAGCUAUUUUCUAAGAGUUUAUUAUAUUUUUUCUUUUCGUGGUCUUUUAACAAUAGGCUUGAGUAAUGAAAAGUAACAGUUAAAGGAAAGAUACUAGAGGUAAAUAAAAGUAAAGUAGAAUAUGUAUUUGAAGGAACAGGAGAAAACAGGUAAUGACAAUAAGCGGUAAUAGGUAAGGCUGAGAGUUCUAAGUAUCUACCUAAGAUCUUUUGAACUGACAUGGCUUUCAUGAGAAUGAGAAAUAGGAUUAAGUGUGGUUGGAAAAAGUGUAGAGAAGUGUUAGGGGUUUUAUGUGUAAAAAAAUUUUCAAUAAGACUUAAAGUUAAGUUCUAUAUAAGUGGUUAAACUAAUUAUAUUGUAUGGUUGAAGUGUUUGACUGUUGACAGAAAAAUAAAACAGUAUGAAUGUAGCAGUAAUGAGAAUGCUCAGGUGAAUGAGUGUAGUAACAGGGAGAAGAUAGGAUAAGGAAUGACUACUUAAGAGGUAGCAUAGGCAUGGUUUCGAUAGUAAAUAAACAUAAGAGGAAAAAAGUAGAAAGGAAAACUAUACAGAUAGGUAGUUGGAUGCAAUUGAGAAUGAUAUGAACAGUUGGUGUAUGUAAAGUGAGAGAUCAGGUUAAAUGGAAGUUUAGAACGAGGGUGGUCAAUCCCAAAUUGUUGGAAUAAAGGCAAAGAAGAUAUAAAAUAUAACUAUAAUAGAAUUCUAGUUUUUAUUUUUUUGUGAUUGAAAUUUUGUUUAUUUUUAAAUAAUAUUAACUACAAUAAUUAUGUUUAUAUAGUGAUUACAAUUUAGUAAAAUAACAAAUGAAAAAAAAAUUAUAAUUUAUUAUUAAAUCAAAAAAUCAGUCUAAUUGAAGAAGGAAAUAAUUAAUAAAAUAGUGAGUUAAUCAUGAGGAAAGUUAAUUUCACAUUAAAAAAGACAUAAUAGGAAUUUAUUUAAGUAGAAAUAUAAUUACAUUAAGAUUCCACAGAUAGAAAGAUUCUUUUUUCUAAAAUAUCAAUGUACUUCUAGUCAAUAGCCAGAAGAAUUAAUCUUAAUAUUAGCUAGCUACAAUUUAAAUAAAUAAGUGGUUAGUUACUACACAAAACAAAUAAUAAUUCAUUGUUAUUAUUUACCUAUUUAUUUUAUGCAUCGUACUAUGUGUUUUCUUAGUUUUUGUAUUUACCUUUUUAAUUAGUUACUUAUGCUUUACUUUGUGUACAUAUAUACAAUACUGCAUUAUUCUUAUUUUUCAGAACCUAACAACAGCAUUCCGCCAAUUUGAUACUGAUCAAGAUGGAGUAGUUACAUUACAUUACGAACAAUUUGUUGGGCUAGUGUUUAGUGUUAAAGGUUAG
Cinara cedri is the source of this 2930-nucleotide messenger RNA. Lineage: Eukaryota; Metazoa; Arthropoda; Insecta; Hemiptera; Aphididae. The record is from the annotation of a GenBank genome assembly.